UUCUAGUGACAUCCAAUCACACCAUGUGUGCAGUUGUGCUGCUGUUCUACGGCAGAGUCGGAUCAUACGGGGGCUGUACAAACCAUCCCUGGGACUACGUACAAUCCGAGUGUAUUUCAUUGCUUGUGGCGACAAGGCGUUUAUAUUCAUAGCUUUAGAUCAAAAACUACUGUCUACAACUUUACAUUAUGGAUAAAGUUGUCCUUGUCACUGGCGCAAACAGCGGCAUCGGCCUGGCCCUGUGCGAACGGCUGCUGAGCCAGGACAGCGGGGUCCGCUUGUGUUUAGCCUGUCGGAACUCGGGCCGGGCGGAGGCGGCCCGGUCGGCCCUGUUGACCUCUCACCCCGGCGCCCGCGUCGACCUGCUGGACCUCGACGUCGGCUCCGUGCGCUCGGUCCUCCGCGCAGCCCAAGAGGUCAAGGCCAGGUACCCUCGCCUUGAUCACCUGUACCUGAAUGCAGGCAUCAUGCCCAAUCCACAUGUGGACAUCAAAGCCUUUUUCAAGGGACUGUUCUCCAGUAAGGCCAUCCAGAUGUUCUCCACGGCCGAGGGUCUUCUGACGCAGCAGGACCGGCCCACCACGGACGGGCUGCAGGAAGUGUUCACCACCAACCUGUUCGGUCACUUCCUGCUGGUCCGGGAGCUGGAGGUCCUGCUGUGCGGGGCGGGGCGUCCCUCCCAGGUGGUGUGGACCUCGUCCAGCAACGCGCUGCGCUCGGCCUUCAGCCUGGAGGACCUGCAGCACGCCACCGGCACCGAGCCCUACAGCUCCUCCAAGUACGCCUCGGACCUGCUCAGCCUGGCUCUGAACCGGCACCACAACGCACAGGGUCUGUUCUCCUCGGUGAUCUGCCCCGGUCUGGUGAUGACCAACCUGACGUACGGCAUCCUGCCCUCCUUCUUCUGGACGCUCCUCAUGCCCAUCAUGUGGUUUAUCCGUAUCUUCACCAACACGUUAACAUUAACACCCUACAAUGGAGCAGAAGCCCUGAACUGGCUGUUUCUGCAAAAGCCUGAGUCGUUGGACGCAAGGGCCAAGUAUCACAGCAUGACGUCUGGCCUGGGGAACAACUACACCCAGCCCCGACAGGUAGGACUCACCCAGGCCCGUCGCCACGGUAACCUGCUGACAUGCGCCACCAUGCCAGAGCAGUGUGUUCAUGGAGGGCUCUGUCAGCCAUGCAGGAACACGGGGAGCUCCCCCCACCAGAGAUCACUUUGAAUAACCCUUUCACGGUGGAAGUCCAUCAAUAACUUAAGUGAUUAGAUGGACGUCGAUGAGGAAACCUCUGAGGCCUUGUACGGGAAGCUCCUGGAGCUGGAGAAGGUAAUGAGGAGGCGGAUCAGAGAGGGACCCGACCGGCUGUAGGCCCGGGAGACGCCCUCCGCAGUACCUGUGACCUGUGGGCGGAGCCACAACCUCAGACUGGCCUUUCUUUGACAUUUGUUGCUGGUCUAUCUGGGUGACCCCAAACACCAAGCUCUACCCGCUGCAGCCCACCCAUCCCAGGGGGGUCGUUGUGUGUCAGUUCAUUUAUUUAAAUAAAUGACUGACUGGUGAAAUCCCUUCAACUGAAUUUAUGUCUCCAUUUUGUUGUGGCCAACCACCUCUCGCCUCUGUGUUGUUAUGAUAUAACGGUUUGGUUAUAAUCAAUAAGUAUAGAUAUAGGUAGUCCUGAUACGGUCAGAACAACACUGGGGAGAUAGUUAGUCCUGAUACGGUCAGAACAACACAGGGGAGAUAGGUAGCCCUGAUACGGUCAGAACAACACUGGGGAGAUAGGUAGUCCUGAUACGGUCAGAACAACACAGGGGAGAUAGGUAGUCCUGAUACGGUCAGAACAACACUGGGGAGAUGGGUAGUCCUGAUACGGUCAGAACAACACAGGGGAGAUAGGUAGUCCUGAUACGGUCAGAACAACACUGGGGAGAUGGGUAGUCCUGAUACGGUCAGAACAACACUGGGGAGAUAGGUAGUCCUGAUACGGUCAGAACAACACAGGGGAGAUAGGUAGUCCUGAUACGGUCAGAACAACACUGGGGAGAUGGGUAGUCCUGAUACGGUCAUUGUAAUAGAAGGGAGACUUCAGGAGCUGUUGGCUGCAGUCUUCAGGUCAGAACAGAAGCUCUUGGGCCCUGACUUUACGUGUUUCAGAAGUCUGAGAACAUCUGAUCAAUGAAUGGUUCUUUUUUAUUUUCCGCAUCGUUUAAACGCAGUCCUUUGGUUCUUUUUGUUUCAAAGUGACAGACAGCUGAGACCCAGAACAAGAAACAUGUCAAGGGCAUGAUUGACAGGAUCUCUGGUCAUUCGUGCAUUGCAGGUGUCUUCCUCUCUAAUGUUUUCAUUGUCUGUUUAGGUAUUUACAGAGAAUUACAGAAUCGUAAUUAUUCUCAACCAAAUUGUUUGUUUUCCACGAUGAACAAUAUUUUUUCACAUUUGGACAAAAGAAAGCCGAUGCACAAAACCAGCAAAUCUAAAUAAAUGGAUCUGAUCUGAUG
Messenger RNA from Gadus morhua (Atlantic cod), 2500 nucleotides. Its product is annotated as 3-keto-steroid reductase. Gene Ontology annotation, cellular component: endoplasmic reticulum membrane. Gene Ontology annotation, biological process: cholesterol biosynthetic process. Lineage: Eukaryota; Metazoa; Chordata; Actinopteri; Gadiformes; Gadidae. Gene Ontology annotation, molecular function: 3-beta-hydroxysteroid 3-dehydrogenase (NADP+) activity; 5-alpha-androstane-3-beta,17-beta-diol dehydrogenase (NADP+) activity; estradiol 17-beta-dehydrogenase [NAD(P)+] activity. The transcript has 9 exons. The record is from RefSeq and is a predicted model, not a curated record. Bases 189 to 1223 code for a protein of 344 amino acids.